GUUAGAAUAGCGCGUUGUUUGUAAUCACAGCAUGAAUCCACGAAAGCUUCUGCCACAAGAAAAACACGUUAGUGUGCUGUGUCCCUAAACAAGAGUCUUCUGGUCCCGUAAAUAGUUAAGCGCCAGUUUUUUUGCAAUGCACUUCAGUCACUUCCUAGAAAUCUGGGAUGGGGAGGAGGGGUGCGCCCAUCUAUUGCCUGUCCGGCCACUUUUACGGGUUCAAAAGAAAUAGCAGCCUUAACAAUAGCAAGGCGUUGCUUCUCGGCCUGACAGGCGGCGCUGCCCAACCCGGCUGGGGAGAGGCGGAGUUUUCUCCGCCCCUGAUCUGCUGCGAACUUUCUUGCAAAGAACCGAAAGUGAAACUUGGCCCGUUGUCCCUGCGCCUGCCGCCAUGGCUAGCCGCUCCCCGGCCGAGCUCUUGGUGGCGGUCGACCGUGCAGGGCAGGCCGUAGAAAGGCUGGAGAGAAAGCUGCAAAUCUAUUUCCAGUCUAAGCGCUCCGGGGGCGGCGAGUGCGACGUACAAGCCGAGGAUCUUGAACGGGGCGUUUAUCGGGUGCGCUUCCAGGCGGAGGGAGCAAAGAGACGAGUGCAGGCGUCUGAAUAUCAUUUUAUAAACUGUAAUGAUCAUACUCUAAGAGUACGCAUCCUUCAAGAUUCCAAGGGGAUGAAUUCUGCAGCAAAAUCAUUUUCACAGAGCUUGACAAGUCCACGGUCUGCUUCAAGCACUAAGCAAUCUCAAAACAGUUUUGAAAAGACACAGCUAAGUGAAAAAUAUACUGAUAAUCCAGCAGCAAGUAUUACCAAAAAGAUAUUUCUCCGUGUAUCUGCCACUUUGAAUACUGAUUUGUUCACAAAAGAGGAGAGGGAUGAAGUGGUGAAUCUUUGGCCCACUUUAAACAUAGAAAAGUGCUCAAAGGAACUGGGUGUAGAAAAAGUGACAGGAGACUAUGGCGAUGUCGAAAAAUUGCACCAUCAUUUUGAGAUGCUCCUUGCAAAGUCCCGUGGCUUUGCUGAAUCUGGACACCACCAAAGACAGAACAGUUUGGAAAAGAUGACCAUGAAGGAUCAGAAUGAUGGGAGAGGAAAUGAGGUUGAAGAAUCCUCCAAUAUGGAAGUUCCUUCGGCAAUCUUGGAAUAUUUUAAUCAUGUCUGCAAGGGAGAAGUGAAAGACUUGGAAGAAAGGUUUAGCGUAAAGCUAACGAGUGUAGAAGAUGGCAGUGGGAUGGCAUCUGUACAGUUUGCGUGUGCUGGGAGUUUUAGCUUCAUUGAGAAAGCUCAGCAGACUUUUGUUACAGCUUUUCAGAGAGUAGCAGCGGAUCUGAAACAGGAAAUCAUUCCUCUUGCUGACCACCACCAGGUCAUUAAAACGUCAGAAAUGUUAAACGCCAAUUUUAAAAGCAUCCUUAUCAAACCUCAGGAAAGAAAACUGCUUAUUCGUGGCCCUGCUGGGGAUCUUUCAGCUGCUAAAGAACUUAUUAAAAAAAUGGAUGCAGAAAGCAUAACUAAAAAACCUGAAGUUCGUUUUCCCAAAACAGGUGUGGUAGUUGAUGCUGAUAUGUUUGAAUUCUUGGAACCAAGGUUAGCUGCAAAAAUUCAGUUUAUAAACCAAGCAUAUGGAAUGCAAAUGGAGAAAAAGAAAUGUCUCAACAGUCAAAACAUACACAUCAUUUUUAAGCCUGCAACAAAGAUGACAAACCCAGAUCUAACUUCAAAAGCUUAUGAGGCCUUUGUCAAAGAUUACCAGAAGGCCUUAGAAACACCUACAGAAAAAGCUAUCCUCUUGAAACUUUCACUAGAUCUAUGGAAAAAGGUACAUGAGUUCUUUGUACAUUUGCAAAAAGAAAAUCCCAGAGUUACUCUGACAAAAAUGGAAGACAGAAUGAUUGUAUCCGGCCUUCCAGAGCAUGUGUUUUCUGCUGAAAAGCAUAUUCUGCAGUUUUUAUACACUGGCAGCCGUUCUCCUCCUGCAGACAUGUCAUCACACAUUCACACAGCUAAAGCUGGAACAAGUUCUGGAGCAUCCCUUGGGCACAACAAUGGCCAGAAUGGGCAUCUAUUUCCUUCUGGAAAUCCAUCCUCUAUAAAGGCGGCAAAGGCUGAACCAGAAGAAGAAGAAAAGUGCUCCAUCUGUAUGGAUAAAAUUGACCAGAAAGAAGUGCUGUCCAAAUGCAAGCAUGCAUUUUGUAGGAACUGCAUUCAAGCGGCAAUGAAAUAUAAGCCUGUCUGCCCUGUGUGUAACAUGACCUAUGGGAAGAUAGAAGGAAAUCAACCACCAGGGAAUAUGUCUGUUAGUAAAACGCACACAUCUCUUCCUGGUUACUGGGGGGUUGGUACUAUCACGAUUGUAUAUCACAUACCUGGUGGCACACAACAAGAAAACCAUCCUAACCCGGGAAGAAGAUAUCAUGGAGCAGCACGGACCGCAUAUUUGCCUGACAACAGCGAAGGAAAUGAGAUUCUAAAACUACUGCAACGCGCUUUUGAUCAAAAAUUGAUUUUCACAGUGGGCCAGUCACGUACGACGGGAAUGAAUGAUGUUGUUACCUGGAAUGACAUUCAUCACAAAACUUCAACACAUGGAGGGGCAAAUGGGUAUGGUUAUCCUGAUCCUGAUUAUCUGAAGCGUGUUCGAGAAGAACUGAAGGCAAAAGGAAUUGAAUGAUUGUAGCUGUUGUUUCUCAUCACAGUCCAGAAUGUGUUUCAGCACAUAGUUAAGCUGCAGGGGGUGGGGUGGGGGUUAAAGGGUCUUCCGAAAGUAUUGCUAAUAAUCCACUGAGGGAUUGUGAACUGCACAGUAUUUCUUUAUUUAGCCAUCAGACUGUAUAUGCAUGGGCUUUUAAAUAAAAAUGCGAUCUAAACCCAUUACAGAAUCAAGUCUAUUAUCAGAGUUUAACCUCCAAAUUACUGUUGAAAAUAGAUAUAUAGUAUAUCUAAAUAGAUGUAUAUUUGAUCAGGUUACAAUAACCACAUUCAGAAAUUUGAAGUAAAGAUUCCAUGUUUCAUUUUGAGGGAUUGAGCAUUCUGUUCUCUCUCUUUUGUAGUAUUUCAAAACUAAAUGGAAUCCAUGUUAUCCAAAAUGUGACUCUCAUGUAUACUGAAGUAGGGAAGAGAACAGCAGAACCUCCUGGGCAGGUUAUUAACCAGCCAUCCAGAAAGCAGUUACAUGACCAUACCACCAUGUGUUAAAUGCUGCUCAAGUCUAUUUACUCCACACUACGAACUGCCUACUUUGUCAACUGAACAGUCAAACUUAAAUAUGAAAGGAUUUCUAGUUACAAAAAUGCAAGAAUCUUAUGCAGUGUUUGGUAGCAAUUUCGCAUACAGAAUGUGUUCAACUAGGGAAAGCAAAGAGUUUUCAUUUCUAAACUUGGAAAUUCAGUUAGUUCUACUUAUGUAUUUUGCAAUUGUUCAAUUGACACAAAUGUGCUUUUGGACUUAUGUCCUUGCCCCAGAAUAUAUACAGAACUAUUAAUAAAAAGAAUUUCUUGACUAGAA
Molecule: messenger RNA, 3495 nt
Organism: Sphaerodactylus townsendi
Lineage: Eukaryota; Metazoa; Chordata; Lepidosauria; Squamata; Sphaerodactylidae
Gene: DTX3L
Product: deltex E3 ubiquitin ligase 3L
Exons: 5
Coding region: 392-2662 (756 amino acids)
Biological process (GO): protein ubiquitination; Notch signaling pathway
Source: RefSeq, a predicted model, not a curated record